AAUUUAAUUAUCCUUCUCGAAACUUAAUUAUUACUUCAUCAUUUUGUAUCUAUUUAUAGUCUGCGUGUAACGUUUCAAAGUAUUGUGCGGUUGUAGUGACAAAUAAUAAUGAAAUGUGUCAAAGUUAUUUUAUGUAUAUUUUUAAUGUUUAGAAAUGUGUUUGCGUCAAAUUCUUGCGAAUUGUUAACCAACUCGUGCGAAGAUUGUAUCGUAAACUCCAGCAUAUGCGUAUGGUGUGCUAUGGUUAAUUUCAAUGGUACGAGAUGUAGAUCUGCAAAUGAUAAUUUAGACAAUUGGUGUAACGGCAAUAUAAUCAACCCUAAAAGCGGAAAGAAAUCAAAAGAAGUAAAUCUGGACUUCAGUUCUAAAACUGGUGAAAUUGUACAAAUUAAACCACAACAAACAAGCAUUACUUUGAGACCGGGACAAACAUUAAACUUGAAUUUUUCGAUUAAGCAUGCGGAAGAUUAUCCUGUUGAUGUAUAUUUUCUUGUGGAUGCUUCAAAGCUAAUGAAGAAAGUAAAGGAUACAAUCGUCAAAGAAAGCGUGAAAAUGUAUAAAACACUGAAAAGUAUGACAAAAAACGUAUACCUGGGAACAGGAUCAUUUAUAGAUAAAAAUACAUUACCUUUUACAGAUUCUAUAAACAGCACAUUAACCUAUUCUUUUCGUAACCGUUUGAAACUAACAGAAAACUACGAGGAUUUUCAAAAGACAGUAAACGAUACUGCGUUUGGUUCUAACUACGACUUACAAGAAGGUACUUUAGAUGCACUGUCUCAAGUGAUCACUUGUGAAAAUGAAAUAGGUUGGCGUAAAGAAUCUACAAAAAUAAUAAUUGUGUUAACUGAUGCCCCUUACCAUAAUGCUGGUGAUGGGAAAUGGGGUGGUAUAAAUCGUCCAUACGACGGUAAAUGCUAUAGCAAAACGGAUAUUUACAAAAAUGAGAUUGUAAUGGAUUACCCGAGCGUUAGUUUAAUUAACAAAUUGGCAGCAGAAAGAGAGAUGAUAAUAAUUUAUAUGGUGGACAAGAAAGAGAUAAAUAAUUAUAAUAAACUAAAAUUAGCUAUAAGAGGCUCAGUUACUCAUAAAUACGAUGAACAUUUUUCUAUGAAUAAGGUUUUGAAAGCACAAUAUAAGAAUAUAAAAAAAGAAAUAAAAUUGAAGGUUAACAUGGAUACAUCCUUGCGUGAAUAUUUUGAUAUUUCUUUUCAACCCAAUUGUUAUUCUGGUUCGGCUUCGGUACGGACAAGGAAAUGUUCAAUACGCAUUGGACAAGAAAAGAACUUUAAAGUAAAUUUAACACUGUUAGAGAACAUAAAAUCUGAUAAUGUAGAUAUAAACAUACUAGCUGAAGGAAUUAAGGAAAAGUUAAAUAUAAAUAUUGAAGUUAUAAAGACAUGCAACUGUACUGAUAAACAUGAAAAUUCGAAAGAAUGUGAUUUACACGGUACGUUAAGAUGUGGGAUUUGUGAAUGUAACUCUUACAGAUACGGUAAUAAGUGUAAGUGCGAUAAAAAUGUUAUAGGCGUGAAACCAAAUGACAACUCCACAUGUAUAUCUCCAACAUCCAUCGACAAAGAAUGUAGCGGUCACGGAGCUUGUGACUGUGGCAAGUGUUCCUGUAUUAACAAAGAUUACACGGGGAGCUUCUGCCAAUGCCACAAGAACAUGUGCCCAAUGUACAAUGACGAGGUGUGUGCGGGACAUGGGAACUGCGUAUGUGGCACCUGUAACUGCGAUCCAGGGUUCACUGGUGUCAACUGUCGUUGCUCCACGGCAAAGAACAACUGCAUGUAUAAAGACAUGCAAUGCAACAACCGAGGCGAAUGCAAAUGUAACAGCUGCGUGCAAUGCUCUGACCCAUCGGACUGGGACACCAGGCGCAAUGGGGAUCUGUGCCAACUGGAAUGUUCUGAAACAUCCUGCCACAGUCACCAAUGCCAACUGCUCGAGCCAAUCGUCCUGUGCUAUUUGAACCAAGAAGACUGUCUAUCUCACCCUGAUAUCAAUAUCACCGGAGUUUCAAACUUGUCUUUCAAUUAUUCUACAAAUGAUUGGGCAUAUGAUAUGGCCAAUUACUCAGCGGACACUAUGAGAAAUUAUUCGGCCAAUGAUUGGAAGCAUUGCCCAAAUGUAAGAACCGGUUUGGGGUGCUAUACCCAGUUUGUAUACCGGUACAAUGAGGAUAGUUAUGGUGUUAAUAUCAAAGUACAAACAGAUGCGCAUUGCGCUGAAACGUAUUACAUGUACGGAGGUGCGUGCGCUGUCUUGCUCAUAAUCUGCGGUGUGAUAGGGUUGAUCACUUGGAAAACUGUCAUCACAGUGCGCGACAGACGGGAGUACGAACGCUUUGCUAAAGCGGUGGGUGUUAUGGACGAAAACUGUGACAACCCUAUUUAUAAACCCACUGUUUCCACGUUCUACAACCCCGGCUUUAGAAAAAGAUCAGAUAGAAGGAGGACAUCCAGAAACUAAUAUAAUUAAUAUUACAAUU
Molecule: messenger RNA, 2497 nt
Organism: Bicyclus anynana (squinting bush brown)
Lineage: Eukaryota; Metazoa; Arthropoda; Insecta; Lepidoptera; Nymphalidae
Product: integrin beta-PS
Exons: 8
Coding region: 109-2478 (789 amino acids)
Biological process (GO): cell migration; cell adhesion mediated by integrin; integrin-mediated signaling pathway
Cellular component (GO): integrin complex; focal adhesion; cell surface
Molecular function (GO): integrin binding
Source: RefSeq, a predicted model, not a curated record